Messenger RNA from Xiphophorus hellerii (green swordtail), 2354 nucleotides. RefSeq names its product tripartite motif-containing protein 35-like. The transcript is spliced from 7 exons. The record is from RefSeq and is a predicted model, not a curated record. Lineage: Eukaryota; Metazoa; Chordata; Actinopteri; Cyprinodontiformes; Poeciliidae. Bases 27 to 1526 code for a protein of 499 amino acids. Gene Ontology annotation, molecular function: zinc ion binding; protein binding.
CUGUCUUCAUAUCUGUCAGAACAGCCAUGAGUGGCCGGGCCUCCUCUUCUUCUUCUUCGCCCCUGCCCGGAUCAGAGGCAGACGCUGUUUUUCCCUCUUCGCUUGCGUCUGCAGAAUGUUGCGAGGAACACGAGGAGUACCUGUCCUUGUUCUGUCUGGAUGAGUUGGAGCCCUUAUGUAAACACUGUGCAGCUGACAGCCACGCACGCCACAGGGUGUACCUUUCAGAGGAGGCCGCGAUCGACUGCAAGGAGGAGCUUAAAACAUCACUAACCAGGUUAGACGUGAAGAUUAAAAACUUCGAGGACGUAAUCCAGGCCUGCAGAACGGCAUCCAAGUGCAACCAGACUGAUUCCCAUCUCACAGAGGAGAUCAUGAAGGAAGAGUUUGAGAAACUUCAUCGGUUUUUGAGAGAGGAGGAAGCAGCCAGACUUCAUGCGCUGAUGGAGGAGAAGGAGGAGAAGAGCAGGAAGGCUGCAGAGAGGGGAAAACGGCUAAACCAGGUGAUAACAUCCCUGGAGGACAAGAUCCGGCUGACUGAACGGGAGCUCCACGCCGGGGGAGAAGGAUCCGAAUACUUACAGGAAUACCAAGAUACAAUGAGUAGCACAGAGUGCGCUAACACCAAGCCGGAGAGGAUCCACAGGCCUUUAAUCAACGUGGCAAAACACUUAGGCAACCUCCGAUACGCCGUUUGGGAGAAGAUGAAACAAAUCGCCCCCUAUUCUCCGGUGACUCUGGAUCCCAGAACAGCAGGCCGGGCUGUGAGGGCGUCGUCUUCAGAGCUGAGCCGUUUCCAUGUCACCGCUGGACCCUGGCGGAGCGCAGAGCGGCUCGUAAACGAGGCCGAGUCUGAACGCCUCCACCCUCAUCCCGGCAUCCUGGCAAGAGAGGGCUUUAGCACCGGGGUGCACUGCUGGGACACGGAGGUUGGGGAGACCGACAGAUGGACAGUGGGUGUAGCUGCUCUGUCAGCGCUGAAAACCACCACAUGUGAAGCAUCUCCAGAAGCCGGACUCUGGUGCAUCAGGCUCAAGGAUGGCGAGUACCUAGCUCUCACGACUCCCACUCAAACCCUCGACGUCGGCAGCUCACGCCACCUCAACAGAGUCCGAGUAAAACUGGACCUCGAAGGAGGGACGGUGACAUUCGUAGAUGCUGACACGGACGCGCCUCUUUUUACCUUCACGCAUUGCUUCACGGGAGCAGUCUAUCCUUACUUUGAGUCGUCGUCUGCAGGUGGAGGUGUUGCAGUGUUGGAACAGAGAGUGAAGAUCAGCGUGGACUCGGAGGAUCGGCCCGCAAAAGGCAACUCUCCCACGGAGAAAGGCGCUGCAGCAAAGACAGCGAGAGAGACCGACAGGAAGUCGGUCGAAUUAUGUUGUGCAAAAAGGGAGGAACCAGGAAAACCUGAAGGAAAGGAGAAGACGCCAAACACCAGAGAUAUUAAGAAGCAGAGCAGAAAGAGCAGGUUUAACGUGAGCUACCAUGUUUCACUGAACAAAGCCCUGAGCAACAACAGCUAGUUUAACAAUAACUUUAUUAUUAAUAAUGGAGAACAAACAUGGUAGUUUUAUACCUUUAAUCUAGUUUAUCAGAACAAGAAUCCAGAGAAACCCCUACUAGUUUAUAAAUUAUGGAGUACUUUUUGUUUGCAUUUCCUCUAAUUCAUGUAAAGCACUUUGAAUUGUCUUGUUGCUGAAAAUGUGCUAUAGAAAUAAAAUGUACCUUACCUUACCAUCACUCACUGUGGAAACUUUAAAUAAAUCUAAUUAAGUGCAAACAGUGUGACAAAUAAAAGAAAAAAAAAAAGAGUUAGACAAAUGUAAUAAAAAAAAAAAUUUAAGAUCAGGUGCAAUAUUUUACAUUGUGCAAAUAUAAUUAGACUUUUUGUUCUGCAGUAAAACUACCAAAUGAAAUGCAGGUUGUCGGGACAGCGGAUGGGUUGCUUUUUCACGUCCGUCAAUGUGUUAUGUAUUUUUACUGUUGCAAAAUUCUAUUUUUACACAAACAAAAUUAAAACAUAGUCUAGGUUUUCUUUUUUAUAGUAAAUUGCAAGUACAACAUACUAUCUGGUUAAUUGUAUUUAAGUGUUUCAAAAGCUAAUGCAACUCACAGCUGGAGUUUUGCUUUCAGAAGUUAAGCUUUAUAGUAUUGUAUGUACAGUUUUAACACAACUAUCCUACAGAGUGUCUAGUGUUUAUUUGUGCCUUCUAUCUAAAGAUUUUUAGUUGAUGUAUUUUAAGACUUGUAGAUGCAAGAAGUUUCUCAAACAUUUUAUAUACAACAUUUAUUUAAAAAAUCAACAAGGUUUCCAUCGUACAAUGGAGUUUUCUAAAAAAAAAUAAUAAAAA